CGCCCGUCUAACAGUCAAAAAUCCGAGAGGGUUCUCUAAUUCUUAAAGCGACAUCGUUUCCAUCUUCUUCUCUUAUGAAAUACGCUUUCAAGUUUCACCACCCCCUGCCCCCAUUCUCUCUCUCGCAGAAGAAUAAGAGAUUUUCCCCUUAAUUCUCUUCUUCAUUCUAAUAUUGCAAUUUAAUAUUUGAUAGUCGAUUUUGAUCUUCGAGAGGAAAAGAAUAAAAAAGAAAGACAAUGGCUACAAUUAAUAAUAACAGCACAAAUGCCGCCGGCGCCGGCUUCCCCGCCGGACCGGUAGUUUCACCGUCCAAGAAUCCUUUGCCGACUGCAAAAACCGUUGAUACACAGUCUGUUCUGAAAAGGUUGCGAUCUGAACUGAUGGCCCUAAUGAUGAGUGGAGAUACUGGAAUAUCAGCUUUCCCGGAGGAAGACAAUAUAUUCCACUGGAAGGGAACAAUUAUUGGCAGCAAAGACGCAGUAUUUGAAGGGACGGAAUACAAGUUAUCACUUUUAUUUCCUCCUGACUACCCUUUCAAGCCUCCAGGGGUCAAAUUCGAGACGAGCUGCUUUCAUCCCAACUUCGAUAUGCACGGAAACAUAUGCUUGGACAUAUUACAGGAUAAAUGGUCAUCUGCCUACGACGUGAGAACAAUACUGCUAUCGAUUCAGAGCUUGCUUGGAGAGCCGAACACUAGUUCACCUCUCAACACACAAGCAACAUCACUAUGGAGAAAUCGUGCAGAGUUGAGACAGUCUCUGGAGCUGUGCCAGGACCGUUGAUUAGAUCACGAGUUAGGUCUGGUCUACAUCAUUGAGAGCAUGAUGCGAUGUCAUCACAAGAAGACUGCAAUCGACCUCUUCCAUCUCGAGAUCGUCGACGACAUAGAUCGCUUCAACAGCCCAAGAGGCCCGUGCGUAAGUACGACACGUACGGAUUCCCGUUAACGCUGCAGGUAAAUGAUUAACGCAAUCAAUGUUAAAACAUUUUUUUAUUGAAUUUGUAUGUUAGUUAUGUGUUGCAAGCACCACCCGCUUUGUACAUAGUCAAUAUGUCAAUAUGUCAAGUCGCAGGGUCUCGUGGGUGAAGUAGCGGUUCCGCAGGCCCAAGACGACCAGAUGUCCGAUUCGAUCCCCGACCAGUUGAUCGGGCUUCACCUCCAUUGGCGGCAUCACCUCCGCCGAGGGCAUCACCUUCGCCGCCGACGUCACUUCCUCCCCCUCAGGGUGAUUAUUCUGAUUAUAUGUACUUUCGUCUGACUAGAGAGUCGAGGAUAUAGCUUAUGAUGUUAGAGUGCUGCGCGAGCAUUUAGGGGACCUUCAUGAUGACCUAGCACUUCGAGGUGAUAUAGCAGGUAGAUGAUGGGUUGACGGAGGUGACGACCAGGAGGUGAUCAUAGGGUGGUGGGUGAAGGGAGGACGACGGCUGUGACUGGGACGAAAAAGCGUGUUGUUGACUUGCCGGAGCUGGUGGUAGGCAAGAGGCCGAGAGUGCCGUCCAUCACAGUACAUCUUUCUCUGUUUCUUUUUGUCAGGACCAGCCGUACGAUCGAUACUGUGACGAUUCCCGAUACUUAUAAGUGCUUCCACGACAUCAUCACUUCAGGAGCCUGGCUUGCUGAUGAUAUAAGUGAAGUAGUCAUACUAAUAAUUUUUAUGACUUACAUAUCAUUGUUUAUGCAAUGAAAAUAAGUCCAUUUUGUAUUGGUAUUUUUAACUCCAUUAUUCAUGUCUACAAAGGGUUAGCUCGAACAA
Molecule: messenger RNA, 1754 nt
Organism: Olea europaea var. sylvestris
Lineage: Eukaryota; Viridiplantae; Streptophyta; Magnoliopsida; Lamiales; Oleaceae
Product: ubiquitin-conjugating enzyme E2 20-like
Exons: 6
Coding region: 237-782 (181 amino acids)
Source: RefSeq, a predicted model, not a curated record